CAGCCCCUUUUCGACCAAAACAUCCGACUGUUCCUCUCCGACCGUCAACAACAACUCUUCAGCCUUCCAAGAACAACAAGAAGGUGUAGCAGAUCGUCUUUUCCACUGCUUUUACAGAACACCCGGUUUACAACGGGUACCCACGGUCACCUGUCCAGCCCACGGGCCGUAUCCAUGCCGUACAGACCACAGCAGGCUCCGAGGACGCAAUGGAUGUGCACGACCUGUUUGCGAGCUGCAAAAAGGGCGACAUUUGCAGAGUCAGAUAUUUGGUCGAACACAGAGACGUGGAUCUUAAUGUAAGAGAUAACUGGGACAGCACCCCACUAUAUUAUGCUUGUCUCUGUGGCCAUGAAGAGCUAGUCCAGUACUUGCUGGCUAGUGGUGCUAAGUGUGAAGCCAACACUUUUGAAGGAGAGCGAUGCCUAUAUGGGUCACUGAGUGAUCAGAUCCGACGUUUGUUAAAAGAAUACAACUGCAUCAACACAUGCCCAAUGCAGCAGCAGGAUGCCUUUAACCACUUUCUCUACACUUUGCUGGAACAAGGACACUACAGUGAUGUGAAUUUUUUGGUUCAUGGACAAACUUUUCCAGCCCACCGUUGUGUCCUCAGCACUCGGUCUGAGUAUUUCUCUGAAAUGUUUAACUCAAAAUGGAAAGGAAAAACUCUCAUAACAUUAAAACACCCUUUGAUUAAUCCAUCAGCUUUUGCUGCCAUCUUGCAGUAUAUUUAUACUGGACGUAUGGAUAUUGAUAUAAGCUUCCUGGAGGACUGCACACGACUGGCCAAACAGUGUAAAAUGUCAGUUCUGAUUGAAGAGCUAGAGAAUAAGUGCAAACAGGUUUAUAAUUUUGUGUCCAACAAACCCGGCAUUUGUGUGAAGGUUUUGAGCCUGGAGCCACAAAACUGCAGACUGCAGGACGAGCUGGCCCAGUUAGCAGACUGUGCACUUCCAGCUGAGCUACAGAUUGGAUUUGGAGAGCUUCCCUUCCAGAAAAGUACAAAUCUUUCAACAUAUCCUGACAUAUGCUUUGCAGUUGAUGGUUACAACUUUUUGUGUCAUAAGGCGUUUUUCUGUGGACGCAGUGACUACUUCAGGGCCUUAAUUAAAGACCACUUCUGUGAAGGCAGUCAGCUGCAGUCUCAGCCCGAUACUCCAGUCAUCACUCUCCACAAUAUAUCUCACCAAAUUUUCAUCCACAUCAUGUUUUACAUCUACAGCGAUGACACAGAGCUCAUGAUGGACAAUGUGUUUGACGUGCUGUGUGUGGCUGACAUGUAUCUGCUGCCGGGCCUGAAGCGUCUCUGUGGAAAGACUCUGGGCCAGGCUCUGAGCAGGGACAAUGUCAUCUGUUUGUGGAAAACCGCUCGGCUGUUUCACCUCUCGCGACUUGAAGAUCAGUGCACCGAGUACAUGGCCAAGAUCAUCGAGCAGUAUUUCAUAUAUCUUUUCCAGCUGGUAGUCGAUGCUGAGUUUGCUGAGCUCAUCACAGAGGAUGCAGCGAGUGUAAAAGGACGACACGAGACUGAUUCUGUUCCUCUAGUGGACGACAUCCGCUAUCACAUCUCUAGUAAUGUGCAGACGUACAGUGCAAUUGAGGAGGCCAGUCAGAAGCACGCAGCCCUAGAGCAGCUUUUGUGCGACCUUAACAUUGAAUGUUAAAUACUUGAAACAAGGUAAACAAUGUAAAAAAAAAUAAUAUAAUCGUUUAUAUUAUAUUUCAAAGUUGUUUUUUUUGUAGAUUUUGCCUGCAAAUUGUGAUAAAAGAUUGUGUGACUUUAUUCAUUUGCAGACCUCAGAUAUACUUUCUCAUGAAUUUAUAAACAUACAGUAAAUAUUUGAAUCUUUUGUCAAAUUAUACUAAAUUUUUUUUUUUUUUUCAUUUUACCUUUAUCAAAAAACUUCAAAUCAAUGUGAAAGGCUUUUUAAAUUUGCAAUAUGACCAGGAUACAAAGUCACCACAAUAUAACAUACAAUACAUGUACAUUUAUAUGAUGAAAUAGGCCUAAGAGUAUGUUCAGAAAAUAGCUUUUAUUUUAUUAUGAGCCAAUGAGGGGUGUGUGUCUAUACAAUAUUUCAAUGUCAGUGUUAACAGCAUGACACCUGUUACCAAAAUGUCUUCCAUUUUAUUUUGUCUUGUCAAAUGGAUAAUAAACUAUCUAUUGUAAGAAAUAAAGCAUGCUGUAUUUAUGAGAA
Messenger RNA from Boleophthalmus pectinirostris (great blue-spotted mudskipper), 2198 nucleotides. RefSeq names its product ankyrin repeat and BTB (POZ) domain containing 1 (gene abtb1). The record is from RefSeq and is a predicted model, not a curated record. The transcript has 12 exons. Gene Ontology annotation, molecular function: protein binding. Lineage: Eukaryota; Metazoa; Chordata; Actinopteri; Gobiiformes; Gobiidae. The coding region runs from base 210 to 1664 and encodes 484 amino acids. Gene Ontology annotation, cellular component: ubiquitin ligase complex; cytoplasm.